GCGGCUCGGAAAGAGUUGCGACUCAGUCAAAUGUCAAAGUAAGAAAACACAAACAGCAUUUUUCCAGAUCCGGAUUUACACCUUCUUCUGAGAGGAAAGCAAAGGAAAAAGAAAAACGUUGGACGAUCUGGAUUAAAACCCAGCUGCAGCUUCCUGGUUUUAAAGGCACAGCAUCGGAGGGAAAUGAUUGAUUGGUAGUUUUGGACGAUAAAAGGGCAGAUUUUUUUUCUCGUGAAUAUGACGUUGAUGUACUUUUAAAAGCGACACCAGGCUGGGGAAUAGAAUGAGGAUGAGCGGCUCCAUGAGGAAGGUGCAGCAGGUGGUGCUGUGCGUCUUGCUGCCGUGCGCUCUCCAACUGUGCGGCGCGCAGACACAAGGAGUGGUUGUUUGCUCCGGCACCCAGAACGUUCUGAGCACGACCGGAAAUUCAGAGAUCCAGUACACCCUGAUGAAGAAGAUGUACACCGGCUGUGACAUCGUGAUUGGCAACCUGGAGAUCACCAUGAUGGACCACACCAGAGACUUCAGCUUCCUGCAGUCUAUUAAGGAGGUGACAGGCUACAUCUUGUUUGCCGUCAACGAGUUCAGCCGCCUCCCGCUUGACCACCUGCGCGUCAUCCGAGGCACCACACUCUACGAGGACCAGUACGCUUUGGCCGUGAUGGUCAACUACCAGAAGGAAGGGCAGUACGGCCUCCAGGAGCUGGGCCUGACACACCUUACAGAGAUACUGGAGGGAGGAGUGAAGAUCAUCCAGAACAAGUACCUGAGCUACGCCCCGCAGGUGAACUGGCAGGACAUAGUGAAGGAUGAAACAGCUGAUAUUAUGAUCGAAGGCAACGGGCCUAAAAUGCCUUGUGACAAAGCGUGUGGCGACGUGCCAUGUUGGGGUCCAGGAAAUGACACCUGCCAGAUCUUGACAAAGACUGUGUGCGCCCCUCAGUGUAACGGCCGAUGUUUUGGUAGAAACCCGAGCGACUGUUGCCACAGUGAAUGUGCUGGAGGCUGCACAGGACCCCUGGACAUAAACUGCUUUGCCUGCAGGAACUUCAACAACUCGGGCUCCUGCGUCCCUCAGUGUCCCCAGACUCUGAUCUACAACAAACACGCCUUCAAAAUGGAGCCCAACCCCAACGCCAAGUACCAGUACGGCUCUAUUUGUGUGGCCCAGUGUCCCACAAACUUUGUGGUGGACGGUAGCUCAUGUGUGAGCAGCUGCCCAUCUCAUAAAAUGGAGGUGGAGAAAAAUGGAGUUAAAAGAUGUGAGCCCUGUGGAGGCCUCUGUCCCAAAGCUUGCCAUGGCACAGGAAGUCCAACCAGACAAACAGUUGAUGCUAAUAACAUAGACAGUUUCAUAAACUGCACGAAGAUCCAGGGCAGUCUUCACUUCCUUGUAACCGGAAUAAAAGGUGAUGAUUACAACGGCAUACCACCCCUUGACCCAGAAAAACUGAAAAUCUUCAACACUGUGCGAGAAAUUACAGACUACCUCAGUAUCCAGUCGUGGCCUGAAAGCAUGUCGGACCUGUCAGUCUUCUCCAACCUCCAAACAAUUCAAGGCAGAACAUUUUUCAAGGGCUACUCUCUUCUAGUGAUGAGGAUCAAAUCUCUGACCUCUCUUGGACUGCGUUCGCUGCGAAAAAUAAAUGAUGGCGGCGUCUACGUCACGGGAAACAAGAAGCUCUGCUACUAUGACACUGUCAACUGGACACGAAUCCUAAGCAGCAGCUCCCGUCCGCAGAGACGCCAGAAGCACAUCGACGUCAAGGAGAACCGACCUUUAACUGAGUGCGUGAAUGAAGGCCACGUGUGCGACCCCUUGUGCUCCUCUGAUGGCUGCUGGGGUCCUGGACCAAACCAGUGUGUCUCCUGUAGGAAAUACAGCAGGGGAGGAACAUGUGUGCCAGACUGCAUGUUCUUAACCGGGGAGAAAAGGGAGUUUGCUACUCGAUCAGGGGAGUGUAUGCCCUGUGAUCCUGAGUGUAAAGUCCAGGAAGGGAAGCAGACCUGCACAGGCCCGGGAGCGGAGCAGUGUGUAGCAUGUGCCAGCCUGCAGGACGGUCCACACUGUGUGUCCUCGUGUCCUGACGGUGUGAUGGGAGGGGAGGGAGUCAUCUUCAAAUACCCCAACAAGCAGGGCCGCUGUGAAUCGUGCCAUGUCAACUGCACGAAAGGGUGCUCCGGUCCAGGAAUCAGGGACUGUAUGGACUCUGCACGAUACAUUUCUGGACAAGCGACCACAGCCAUCGUUCUGGGAGUGAUCGCCCUCAUCUUCGCAUCAUUCUCUAUUUUCGUGCUGACUGUUCUGUACCGCCGAGGUCUCGCCAUCCGUCGCAAGCGAGCCAUGAGGAGAUACAUGGAGAGUGGAGCGGGUUUUGAGCCUCUGGAAGAGAAAGGGGCGAAAGUUCAUGCUCGGAUCCUGAAACCCUCAGAGCUGCGUAACAUCAAGCUGCUGGGCAAUGGAGUGUUUGGAUCCGUAUAUAAGGGCUACUGGAUUCCUGAAGGAGAUACAGUGAAACUUCCUGUGGCCAUAAGGACUAUUCAUGAUCGCAGUGGUCGACAGACCUUCUGUGAGCUGACAGAUCACAUGAUGUCAAUGGGAAGUCUGAACCACAUUAACGUCGUCAGGACCCAGGGUAUCUGUCCUGGUGACACCCUGCAGCUCGUCACUCAGCUCUACAAUCAGGGCUCCUUGCUGGAGCACGUCAGGAAGUACAAGAACAAGCUCGGCCCGCAGAGGCUGCUCAACUGGUGUGUUCAGAUCGCAAAGGGUAUGAAUUACCUGGAGGAGAACAGGAUUGUCCACAGGAACCUGGCUGCCAGAAAUGUGUUCCUGAAUAAUAAUUUCACCGCCCAGAUUUCAGACUACGGUAUUGCAGACCUGCUCUACCCUGAUGACAAGAAGUACUUCUACAAUGAGGUCAAGAAUCCAAUCAAGUGGAUGGCCUUGGAGAGCAUCUUGUUUCGCAGAUACACAUAUCAGAGCGAUGUCUGGAGUUAUGGUGUGACCAUAUGGGAGAUGAUGUCUUAUGGGGCCGAGCCGUAUGCAACAAUGCGUUCACCGGAGAUUCCUGACCUGCUGGAAAAGGGCGAGCGUCUGUCCCAGCCACAGAUUUGCACCAUUGACGUCUACAUGGUCAUGGUUAAAUGCUGGAUGAUCGAUGAGAAUGUCCGUCCAACAUUCAAGGAGCUAGCCAGUGAAUUUACCAGAAUGGCCAGAGAUCCACUUCGCUACCUUGUGAUCAAACAGGACUGUGGCCAACAGGACGCAGGUCCAGAUGAACCUGUCCAGCGGAGUGCAGACCUGGAUGACCUGGAUGAUCUGGACAUUGAGCUGGAGGACCCGGGGGCAGAAGGGGUGGUGGAUGGCGUGACUCCAGCCCCCCAGUACCUGUCCAGGAGUCUCAGUCGCCUCUCCAGGAUGGACACUCACAGAGUGGCUCUGAAUUCGACAAACAUGGCUGGAUACCUGCCAAUGACUCCAGGUGUGGACAACCAAGGACAGGCCUCGUGGCAGUCACGUUCUCGACUAAACUCUGCCCGCACUCUGUCUGAGAGCUCAGAGGGCUGUGGUACAGCAGUGGAGCUGGACAUGAGUGAGGACUUCUCUCUGGCUGGGAGCCUGAAGAGGAGACGUCAGCGCGAGGACAGCGCCUACGUGUCUCAGAGGGACAGCAUGUCCGGCGGUCAAUCGGACACUCCCUCACCAGAGAUGGAGGAAGAGGAUCAGAAUGGAUAUGUGCUUCCUGGAGGCACUCCAGAGAGAGAGACUCUGCUUUACUCAUCUCGAGCCACUUCUGGCAGGAUGGGCAAGUCCCACUCAUCAGGCCUCUUGGAUGACCCAGACGAUGAAGAAUACGAGUACAUGAACAAGCAGGUUUGUGUAACACCUGUCUCACUCAGGCACAGCAACCACUGGGCGAAGCCAAAGAAGAAACGAACCUCCUCUGUAUCGUCGCAAGCAACCGCGUGCUCAUGUGACACCAUGCUGUCCGUGGAGGUGAGGGGAGCGCACACAAGGAGCAAAGACAACUCUGACUCAGAGCAGCAGAGAUCCAAUGAAGUUCAAUAUGAAUACAUGGACAUCAGAGGCAAUGAAAAAGAAGGCCCUCCAGCCCACGAGCCCUCUCCACCUCCUCCGGCAUCAGGGAGGAUGAGAGGGGAAGAGGACGAAGAGGACGAGGAGUAUGUAGAGGACAGUAACUAUCACUACACAAACAGACAGCCGAAGCUGCGACAAGCUCUACGAGAUGGCAAGGAACCGAAGAUGCAGGAGAGAGACGAGGACGAGGCGUAUGAAUAUGAGGACAUGGACUACUUUGCUGCCCCGCCACCUGCAGAUGCUGCAGUGUACCAGAACCUGCAGCGGCAGCCGGAGGGAGCAGCGGGGGGCAGCGAGGCACAUCAGUCCGGGUUUGACCCCCAUGUGAAAGUGCGAGCUGGAGUCGGCGUGGGAGAACCCGCUACCAGUGACAGAUCUUUUGACAACCCAGGCUACUGGCACAGCAGGAUGUUCCUGAAGCCCGAAGCAGUGCCUACAUGAAGAACAUUUAUUUUCUCACGAGCUUCCCUCUGAGACAAAGUCAUGAAGGACCUGAAAUAAGAAAUGCAAUCAAAAGUCACGAUCAUAAUGCAGCCUGUGACAUAAUUUUAAAAACCCAACAUGUGUGACUUGUUUGCACCUUUGUCGUUUCUCGCAGGCUGACAUUAUGUACGCUUUUUAGGCCUGUGGGGGCAUUUCCAUUAUCAAUAGCACUGAGUGUUGAAAACACUACGAGAACAGAUUACAAGCUAUAUUCUUCUGUUUACAUUUUGAUGAACAAAACUGUUUUUUUGAGAACAAUUGCCUUUCUUGAACAUUUAUAACUGUAUGUUUUGAAACCUCUUUUCCUGAUGCCAUAUGAUACAUUUUCUACUUAAUAAAAAUAUUUUGAUUACCAA
This is a messenger RNA of Stegastes partitus (bicolor damselfish), 4941 nucleotides long. RefSeq names its product erb-b2 receptor tyrosine kinase 3a (gene erbb3a). The record is from RefSeq and is a predicted model, not a curated record. Bases 284 to 4543 code for a protein of 1419 amino acids. Lineage: Eukaryota; Metazoa; Chordata; Actinopteri; Pomacentridae. Gene Ontology annotation, biological process: positive regulation of cell population proliferation; multicellular organism development; negative regulation of apoptotic process. The transcript has 28 exons. Gene Ontology annotation, cellular component: signaling receptor complex; plasma membrane; basal plasma membrane. Gene Ontology annotation, molecular function: ATP binding; protein tyrosine kinase activity; neuregulin receptor activity.